AGCCCGCGAUCGUGGCGAGCGUACGCGACGUAUCUCGUGUGCGUGUCCUGUAUAUAAUUUUUCUCUCUCGCACGCGCGAGAAGGCCCGCGAUCUUUGUGAGCGCACUGUCGCACGCGACGGCCGCGCGCGAACCGACGAGCACGAACGGAACGGACCACGACGACUUUCCUUCGACGACGGUUCCUUCAACGACAACGUCGUCGUCGUCGUCGUUGUCGCCGCCGCCGCCGCCGCAGGUUGCGCCGCUAUUUUCACGGGCAAAAUCACAACACGCGUCGCGCCGCUCCGUCUUCGCCUUCGUCUACGUUUUCUUCAGCGUCCCCCUCCUCGAGGUCACGGAGCGGCCGCUCGGGAGCAACGGAGUUCCCGAUCCAGGAUUUAUAAAGGAGGAUGAACGAGGUCUAGUCCCGUCGUCGAUGACGAUCCAAUGGGAGAGUCUACAGUUAUCAGUGAAAACGCGUGACUCGUGAUUCGUGGAAGAUACUCACCCGUCGCAAAAAGCGGGAUUCACGGAGAUCCGCGGUGGCGCAGAAAAGGAACGAGAAGAAACUCGCGCUCGCGCGACGGUCCUUCGGAGGUCCUUCGGAGAACGAACCUCCAGCCGAGAGAGAGUGAUAUGAGUGUUGAACGCAGGUUCUUUCGUGACGUUAAACGGCGAUCGAGUCGCGAGCGGUUCUAUAGACAUACCAUCGAGUGAUUGGCGAGAAAGAACCGGACGUCUUGAGGAGGAGUACCGGGUGAAUCUCGAGAGAGAGAGAGAGAGAGAGAGAGAGAGAGAGGGGAGGGAGAAAGAGGAGGGGGGGAAGGAAGCAAAGUGAUCGCGCGAAGGACGACCAGAAGAAAAGAAGGAGAGGGCGGAGGUAAAGGAGGACGAGAGUUACGGAGCCACAGUGUGUUCUUUUUGGUAGCGUGGAGGGAAGCGAAGCUACGAAGCGCGUGCGGCGCAGAAGAGAGACAGGAAAAGUGAGACGAGCUGGAGGACGACCGGGUGGAAGUAGCCUGUAGGUGAGAAGGAAGGUGAAAAAGAAGAUGCGGUGCCAUCCGAUCGUUCUCCUCGCCGGCCUGCUCACCGUCGCCAGUGCACAAGGGGUCCCGCGAACAUUUUCGGCUAGGCCUUACCGAGGAGGACCGCCGUUGCCCACGAGAGCGGUCCUCGAUGGGACGGCCGAGUUGCCGUGCGAUAUUCGUCCACCGCGACAUAACGAUUCUGCUAUCUUGGUCGUUUGGUACAAGAGUGACAUCACGCCAAUCUACAGUUACGACAUGCGCGGGAAACACUCGGAAAAGGCGUCGCACUGGAUGGACAAGGAGUACCUGAACGACCGGGCGUUCUUCCGAACGGCCACGGAGCCGGCAACUUUGAACAUUAACCAUGUGCAGGAGAAGGACGAGGGCGAGUACAGGUGCCGAGUGGACUUUACUAAGAGUCCCACCAGAAACUCCAGAAUCCACCUGACAGUGAUAGUACCGCCACACAAGCCGAACAUCAUCGACGAACACGGGAAGGCCGUCCCGGCGGUCGCCGGCCCUUACGAAGAAGGCGGUGACAUGAGACUGCAGUGCCUCGUCUCCGGGGGUCGACCCGAACCGAAAGUGAGAUGGUGGCGUGGCGAGACGCUCUUGGACUCCAAGGACGAGCCGGGCGAGUUUCCGUCGCUACGUAGGAACACCCUGGUCGUCCAUGAACUGUCGAGAGCGGAUCUGCACGCGGUGUUUGACUGUCAAGCGUCCAACAAUAAUAUCAGUCAACCCGUUUCGACGUCGGUGGCGAUUGAAAUGCACCUGAGACCGCUGAGCGUGAAGAUACUCAGCAGCGAGCAUGCACCUCUCAGUGCGAAUCGCAAGUACGACAUCAACUGCAUGACGGUCGGCUCGAGGCCGCCGGCCAAGCUGUCCUGGUACUUGGACGACCACCAGCUCACUAAUCACACCGAGAAGGUGUCGCCGGACGGCAACAUGACGAGCUCCACCUUGACGAUUCAGCCGACUCUGGAGCAUCACGACAAAGUUAUCAUGUGCAGGGCCGAGAAUCCCAAGGUCCAGCACGGCGUGGCGAAAGACACGUGGACGCUCAACGUAUUUUUCGUGCCGAUCUUGACCCUGCAACUCGGCACCAACAUGAACCCGGACGACAUCGAGGAGGGCGACGACGUGUACUUCGAGUGUAAGGUUCAGGCGAACCCGGACGCUUACAAGGUCGUGUGGAAGCACAACGGGAACGUGAUUCAGAAUAACGCGAAAAACGGCGUGAUCGUCCAGCAGUACGGGCUGGCGCUGCGAGAAGUGAAUCGGUCGCAGGCCGGAAAUUACACCUGCGUCGCCAGCAACGUCGAGGGCGACGGCUACAGCAACAUCGUGGAGCUCAAGAUCAUGUACAAACCGAUCUGCGUGCCGGAGCAGAAGCGGAUCUACGGGGUGGCGAGGCACGAGGACGCUCGCGUGAUAUGCCGGGUCGAGGCGUAUCCACCGCCCGAGAGCUUCCGCUGGGCCUUCAACAAUACCGAGGAGAUGGUCGACGUGCCGCAAGCGCGCUACAAGAACUCGACCAGACACACUCAGAGCGUCCUCACAUACCGACCGGUCACGGAAAUGGACUACGGCACCGUGCUCUGCUGGGCAAGCAACACGGCCGGCCAGCAGAAGAAUGCCUGCAUAUUUCACAUCAUUCCUGCGGGCAAACCGGAAGCUCCGUACAACUGCACGCUGACCAACCAGACCACCGAAUCGCUCUCGGUGGAAUGCACCGCUGGUUUUGACGGUGGUCAACCCCAACACUUCCUUCUUGAAGUAUACGAUCAGCACACGGGAGUCCUACAGGCCAACGUCACGUCCAGAGAGAACGCGGCUUUCACCGUGCAGGACCUCGAACCCGGCAAGGUUCUGAAUAUGAUACUCUACGCGGUGAACGCUAAGGGUAGGAGCGACCCCACGCUGUUGGAAGGUUUCACGCUCAAAGUCGCCGAGAAGCAGACCGUGCGCGUUUUGUUCACAGGUACCCCGGUACCUUUCGAGUUCACCCCGCUACUCGGAGGUUUGAUCGGCGUGGUGACCGCUCUGCUGCUCGUCACAGUCACCAUUCUGGCCGCACUGAAAAUGCGGAGCGAGAGGCGAGCUCAAAGGCCCGGAGAUUUACCUCUGAAGAAGGCCACCGCGCCGAGUUCCGAGGACCUUUACGACGCGGACGACAGGAAUCCGGAUGUCGUGCCAACCAACAAAGAUUCAGAUUACCAGCUGACCGGGUCAACGUCCGGCACGCCGUUAGCGACGCAAAACACACCGGACGGUCUUCCGCCGUCGUCCCUUCCGGUCCAGCAGACGAACAAUCACCUACAAGGACUUCCCGCCUAUUCGCAUAACGACUACAACAAUUACCCGACCUUGCCGCUGUCCGGCGAGGUGACAUACGCGGAACUGUGCCUGGCGAGGCCCACCACCCUGUCGACUCUGGCGACCGACGCCAAACUGGCGAGCCUCGGUGGAGUCGGCGGUCUGGGUGGUCUUCAGGGUUACGGCAGCGGCCUGGGGGUGAUCGUAGGCGGCAAGCCGUAUGCGAAAGAGGCGACGGUGUACGCGUGCAUCGACCACAACGCAAGGCCGACCAAGGUGGAUGUCUCUAACGCGCCGUCAUGCGCGGCGACUCCCCUGUCGACGGCGAACGUGCUCCAGGACUCGACCGUGUCCACCAUGAGCGGCGGCAAGCAGCACCAUCCGGCGAGAGAGGUCGUCACCGUCCGCACGCCCCUCAUCUCGACCCAGGAAAGUUGCGUAUAGGGACGCGACUCCGACGCGCUCAACGUCAACGAGUACUAUGUCUGAUAUGGCCGCCUCGUGGCGAUCGUGCGCGUCCCAAAAGCAACGACGGAUUCCCAGGACUCGUUACCGGAGCCGUUGUGGCUCCAAAUAACGUCCUCGGCUUCUAGAAGAAGGAUACGUCUGACCGGAUGAACGUCGCGAGUUUCAUUCCCGGAUACGCGUGAGUGUCAAGCUUCGCGGAGUUCGCGCUGCGGAGAAAGAGAGACCCGCGGACUUUCGUCGAGGAUGAAACUACUACUGUCACUGCUGCUGCUACUGCUGCCGCUACUACUACUACUAGUACUAAUACCGUUUAAGGACGACAGUGUCCGAGACUCGUGUCGAGAGUCGCGAACGAACUUCCUGCGAAUUGUGAAUCGGACGGUGGGCGCGAAUUACGACGCGGAGGACGCGAUCGGACUGCCUGCCGCGCUUCGUUCAAGGAUCCCGAAGAUAUACGCAAUAAAACGACAGCUGAGACACGUCUCUGAGACAGGCCGCUCGCGAAGAAACGGCGUCUUCUGUCCUCUUCUGCGAUCUUGCCGAAUUGCAAUACCGAAAUGCAAUACCGAAAUGCGAUGGCUUAUGAAAAUUCAAGACUGACCGAAUCGCAUCAUUUUCAAGAAUACAUAUCGAGAGAUAACGAUUCCAAUGCCGACCAACACGCCACACAUAGCAAACGCAUAGCCCGCUCAAUUCGGCGUUCCAUUGUGUCUCGAAUUUACGGCGAAUACGGCCGACAAGAUGCAUUUUGUCAUACGGAGAUGAAAACCAGGUAAGAGACAAGACGCGAAAGUAGAGCGAGAGAAAGAAACACACUCGACAAGAACGAACCAAUCGACCUUAAGCGAAAGUUUUCCGGGGAAAAUGGGCUGUUUGUGAAUUUCGGGAAAAAUUCAUAAAAUUCUUUUUAUAUUCUAUUAAAAAUGCCUCGAUCAAACUUACACACACACACACACACACACACACACACACCCACACACAGUACACAUAUCGUAACGCUCAAAAUCGAUCGAGAGCGUCGCAGAACUGCGAAACGAAUUCGCCCGAGCACGAGAAGACCCCCGUGGCCGCGUAAUCGUCCUGAUUCGAGAAAGGAAGAGAGAAUGCGGACGAGAGAGAGAGAGAGAGAGAGAGAGAGAGAAUAUCGGCUGAGACUCAGCGGAUAUAUAUAGUCGCGAAGGAUCCACGUCGAUUGACGGAACGGCCGAUGAGGCGGAAGGAAACACGUCUAAAAACGUAGGUUUCCGCAUUCCGCGGAUGUUCGUAGCGCGCGCGCGGAGCGGCGAGAUCGAUGUACCUACUACGCGACUACGGUCGCGACGGUGAAUGUAGAUUUUCUAUCCCGGGAGUAUACUUUGUAUUACAAAGUAGGUACCGGAGAUAAAGGGAGAUCGUCGCGCGUUGAGUGUAUUUUCGUAGAAUAGCGCGUCUUUAUCGGCGGUAUGCGCACUCGGGAGUGUCGUAUCAUGUCGAUUACGUCGCAUCAAGUGCAACGAUCAAUUCCGAGAGAGGAGAGCGAGAGGCGGAUCCGCGCGCACGGAGGAGAUCGACUUGUUCCGCGAAAAUCCUCAAAAUAUCUCCGCCCGCCCCCGGGGCAGUUGCGCCACGACACGCGAGACUGCAACGUAUAAAACACCGGCGACGCGCCGCGAAAAUCCCGACGAGCAGAUUUCUACGACGCGUCAUUCUCAUCGGACGCGUCCGCUUUGUCCUUUUGUCCUUCAGGGUCGCGUCGCGAUUUCUUCUUUCGCUCCUCGUUUCCGAGCCUAUCUAUUUUCAAUUUAAAUUUUCGCCUUGAGGGCCUUUGCCGGGCGCGUGAUUAAUUACCAAGAAAAUAACGAAAUAAUUAAUCGAUCGCGACGGCGAAUGAAAUAAUUAAUCGAUCGGCCCGGUCUUUCCGCACGGGCACGCACGUGUAAUUAUAGGGCGGCGCUGGCGCGACACGUGCAAAUUCCUCUGUGAGUAUAAGUUAAAACUUGGAGCGUGUCGCGUCGAUGUAAGCUGAUUAAUUAAACUUGAGCGUAUCGACAUUCAGGCCGACUUAUUUAAGAGAGGAAGUGUUACCACAGCGCGCGGGAACUUACGAGGCGAGGGCAAAUUUGCCGACUAUAAAAUAAGCAGAGACUAUCGAUCUUCUCCCGCGCGGUCCGACCGAAGUCGUUCUUUACUCUUCCAUCGUUUUACAUCUCUCUAGUCUAUUUAUACGGCUUUUCCUAUCUGACGCGCGCGCUAACGCGCCGGAAGCGUUGCCCCGUCGGCGUGUUUCACGCACGCGUGCGGAACCGAACGAAACGCACGCGCGCUGCGCUGCGCUGCGCUGCGAAGCGACGCGACGCAACGCGCGCCAAACUUUCCUUCAAGAUGAAUACCUGACGAUGUCCCGCGGUUACGCAUGUGAGGACCUUGUAAAUAGUGACUACUCGUCGUGCGCGAGGACACCGAAUAAAUUUAGAUUAAUUAUCGAAAUUACCGUGUGCGUUAAUCGAGAGAGAGAGAGAGAGAGAGAGAGGUGGGACGAGUAUGCUCUGCGCUUCGAAGAUAUGUAUAUUAAUUAAACAAACGUACCUUGUACACUGCGCAUCGUUCACUAGCGGCGAGCAACCACGCGUUAUCUCCGUAAUUAACUUUGCAUUGAGUUCGAUCGGAGGAUAGUUUGCGACGGGAUCGUCAUUCGUACCGUGGAACAAAGACAAUAACGUUGCAGCGUCGUUAAAUGAAAAACGGCCCGCGCGAACGAUCCGAGUUACAUCGCACGGUGUUCCUCGAAACUUAAUUCAAGCUUAAGCACUUUCUUUUUUUUUUCCUCUCUCUAUCGGAAUAUCGGUAAUAAGCAGUUUGAGUAACUCUCUGUUUUUUUCUUUUUUCUUUUUAUUACUAUUAUCGGUUAUUGAUUUUCGCAUUGUAAACAAGGCAAGUUCCUACUCGCAAUCACGCGUAUCAUUAAAUUAUUAGAGAGGAAACGUCGCCGUCGAGACGGCUUGGAUCGAAAAUACGCUCGGAGAGAUGAUUUAUUCCAAUAAUAGCGAUAAUAAUUUUACGAAUGCGGAUCUCGCACGUGGGACCCCAUCGUAGCUUCAAUUCGCGGGCGACACUAAACGCGAUAUAAUUCAUCGUUUAGCGGCCGAUUUAUCUUCGCUUCCCACCGAUCCCUUUACGAAACAGACUGACGUGACGUGCGUUAUUUUACGACGAAAUCCUCCGGACAAACCUGUGUCCCGGGACUGCCAAAACGCGCACAACUCCCUCACGACUGCCAUGUCGCAUUCAUUUUCAUUAAGUUCGUCGAGAAAUAACGAAGAGCGAUCGGAGAAGUAGUACCUUUCGUGCGUCGCCGUACGUUGUGCACCGUACAAAUGUACACGCGCGUACAUCUUACAUAUAUAUAUAUAUAUAUAUGUAUAUAUAUAUAUAUAUAUAUAUCUCGGUCACCAUAGCGUUUACGCGCAGCGGAGACAGUGUAAAUAUCCUGUAUAUAAGGACAUCGAGAAAAGAGAGAGACUUUAUUUGCGAGGGAUGCCCGAGGUUAAACCCCUUACGUCUUCUUCGAAGGACGACGGAACAGGCACGAAGGAUCGUUAUCGACGGAUCCGUUAACGGCAUUACGAGGUACGUUCUACCAGGGAAAUGUAUUGAGCGAUACCGUACCGGCGGUACACGCGAAAGGAGGAGGAUAAUGAUCCUAGCGCGCGAAUUCUCCUCCCUUUAAGUAGAGCCACUUGGAAAUUUCGAGAUUAUUACGUCGCACGAGUCGUAUCUUUUAAUGUCUUCUUUAAUCGCGACGAUUAUUACCUCUUUAUUUUCGGUGCUUUGUACAGUUCCUUCUUUCCCGUCUCAAUUCUCAUUGAUAUUGAAUGUUAUUGACGUGCAACAUAAUCCGUUAUCGACCACCGUCGUCGUCGUCGUCGUCGUCGUCAUCGUCAUCAUCAUCGGUCGACGAACGCGAAGAAAGUCGUGUGACGUGACGAGCGUUCCUUCGUGUACGCCCCCUUCGUAAUUUGUAAGAUAUAUGCUCCGAUGUACAGCGCCGAUAUUUUUUCAGAGUGCGUAAUACAAUACCUCCGCGUAUAUCGUAAAGUCUCGGGUCGCCCAAUUAGACGGGCCCGUUAAAAGGGCGGAACUGUAUAAUUAAACGAUCGGAUUGCGAUUAAUGGUCAGACAAAGAAAUAAAGAUAUGUAUAUGUACGUGUACGUAUGUGUAUAUGCACGUGUGUGCCUGCGCCUGUAUGUGUGUGUGUGUGAGCGCAAAGAUGCGAAUCUAUCUUUCACCGUAUGCGUAUGCGCAUGUGUAUAUGUGUGUGUGUGUGUGUGUGUGUACAUUUUGCGCGACUGCGGUAGCUCCGCUACCGAAAAACCUCAAAGAUUCAAAGUAAUAAAAAGGAUAAAAUAAAAAUAUAUGUGUGUAUGUACGAAUGUGUGUGCGCUUUUCUUGCUGUCUCAUGAUUUCUCUCGUAAAUUAUUUCAUUGCGGGGGAAACUAUUUACAUCCCGUAAUGUUGAUCUCAGGCGAUUGGCAGUAUCGGACGUCGAGUUCGUAAUUUCGUUUCUCGCGCGAAAGCGUCUUCGAUGGAUAGCUGGAUAGACAAACGAACGAAUAGACAGAACCGACGAAUCGGGAUACAAUUUAUAUUCGAAUUAUUUUCGUACACUAAAGUCGCGCUUUCCUUCGCGCUUUGUAGUCAGAGGUAUGUCGCACGGUUAUCUUUUCGGUAAGAGGAUUCUUCAGAAAUUCACGGAAGGGUUGAAACGAGACGCUCUUCUCUUUCUCUUACGCGGAAGCGUCCGCCGGCGCUCGAACGAGAUCGAAGUGGACGAAGAAAAGAAAAUUAUUCCUCGAAUGCUCCGCGAUUGAAUCCACGUAAGAUCGAUUUUCCCCCCAUUUCACAAAAGAGUACUUCGGCUAUAUAUUCCACCGCGGCCCGAACUGUUCUUUCCCUUCAUAUUGUGCCGCUUUCUUUCUCUCUCCCUCCCUCCCUCCCUACCUCCCU
Harpegnathos saltator (Jerdon's jumping ant) is the source of this 8780-nucleotide messenger RNA. Its product is annotated as synaptogenesis protein syg-2. The record is from RefSeq and is a predicted model, not a curated record. The transcript is spliced from 16 exons. Bases 1031 to 3772 code for a protein of 913 amino acids. NCBI's taxonomy places the organism in Eukaryota, Metazoa, Arthropoda, Insecta, Hymenoptera, Formicidae. Gene Ontology annotation, molecular function: protein binding.